Molecule: messenger RNA, 756 nt
Organism: Fibroporia radiculosa
Lineage: Eukaryota; Fungi; Basidiomycota; Agaricomycetes; Polyporales; Fibroporiaceae
Exons: 1
Coding region: 1-756 (251 amino acids)
Source: RefSeq, a predicted model, not a curated record
AUGAAUGCGCAGCAGACACAGCUUCCCAGCGUACACUUAGUCGAUAUACCACCACAGGGGGCGCAGCAGAAGCAGCAAGAACUGCCAAUUGUCAACGGGGUCAGUCCACUCACUACACAACUCUAUGCCAAACCAUUCACAGCAUCGCCACAGAUCAUUCCAUACACUGAGGCAAGAAGGGAUGGUUCAGCCUGCUCAGCCACGCCCUUCAGCCCAUUCCUCAUCCACAGCGGCACAGACCCAUCCGCCGACGACACAGGCACCUGGACGUCCAUCUCCGACACUCGCACCUCGUCGUCUUCGUACUGGGAGCCCGAUCCCCAUGGCGACGCGCCAAAUACCGACACCGAGCCCUCCGAGCUGCGCGAGUCGUUCAGCUUCCGCGGCGCGCAGUACGACGUCCAGCGCACCAUCCUCCGUCCAAACCCGCGCUUCGCCCUCCCACCGCGGUCGAGCGCGCCCGGACCUCCCGCGCCUCUCCAGCGCGAUUCUGCGGCAGGGGACGCCACAGACGCGGACGACGCGCCCCGCGAGAUGCCGCCGAGGGACGCGGCGGCGCGCGGGGUGAAGCGGGUCACGGAGUGGCGCAACUUUGAGGAGGACGUCGCGUUCCGCGAGCACGAGUACCUGCUCGAGCAGGCGGGCUGCGGCCGCGUCGAGAUCUGGGUGACCGAGGAGCGCCGGCAGCAGAACGGGCGGGAGGGCGAGGGCCGGCCGCGCGUGUUCUUUCCUCUUCUCAGCCCAAGCACCAGGUGA